Messenger RNA from Chlorella variabilis, 5292 nucleotides. RefSeq lists its product as hypothetical. Bases 1 to 5292 code for a protein of 1763 amino acids. Gene Ontology annotation, cellular component: nucleus. The record is from RefSeq and is a predicted model, not a curated record. NCBI's taxonomy places the organism in Eukaryota, Viridiplantae, Chlorophyta, Trebouxiophyceae, Chlorellales, Chlorellaceae. Gene Ontology annotation, molecular function: DNA binding; ATP binding; hydrolase activity, acting on acid anhydrides, in phosphorus-containing anhydrides. Gene Ontology annotation, biological process: negative regulation of t-circle formation; regulation of double-strand break repair via homologous recombination; negative regulation of DNA recombination. The transcript is spliced from 26 exons.
AUGCGGCUGCUUGGAAGGCCGGCAGAUCUGCACACCUGGCUGUCUGUCUUCCCCGACGGCUGCAACUACGACGCGCUGUCAGACCUGGCAGGCGCCUCUCUGCUCCGCUGGCAGUUGCUGUGGCCAACUGACGGCCCAGCAGCUGGCCUGCGGCAAGGGCCACUGCCCGUGCCGGAGCCGAUGCCGCGGCACGUGGCGGCCGCGAUCCUGGCCGAGCUGCAGCCUUUGUGUGUGGUGGCUGCCAAGCUGCCCCUCCUGGCGCUCGCCGGUGCCAUGCCGCUCGCCUACGCCUUUCAAGAGGUGUUUCUGGAGCUUCUGGCUCUUGCCAGCUAUGGAUUGCGCUGCAUUGCCACCUCGGUGGGGUCCGAGCCCGGCGAUGGCUCCGACACCUCGCGGCAGGUGCAGUGCGCUUGCAUCGAAGUGCUGGCAGGCUUGCAGCCUGCCGUCCAGGUGGCGGCGGGUGGGCUGCCGCCGCGACCGGCGGGCGUGGAGGCCCCCCCGGGCGAUCCAGGCCUGUCUCCACAGGGCGAGGGCUACCUGAAAGCAGCCAUGACUGCCCUGCUGACCAUCCCCGACCUGUGCGGCUAUGUGGGCAACAUUGGAGUCGUUCGGGAAUUGACUUCGAUGUGCCUGGCGAUGACACGGUCUCCGGCAGCGCACGGGGAGGCCAUGCUCUGGAGGUCGCACAUACAUGCCCUCGACUGCAUCGCUGCGCAGCAGGCCCUGGCCGGGGAUGAUGAGCAGGCGGUGGCACGUGCCAAGGCGCUGGCCCUGCGCCCCUGCGCCUUCUUGGGCUGCACCUGUCUGAGCUGCGCCAGCGACGCGGAGCUGCAACGGACGAGCAACGGCGUGGAGGUUGAGUUCCCGUUUGAGGCCUACCCCUGCCAGCUGGAUUACAUGACCAAGGUCAUCCAGGCGCUGCAGGAGGGCCAGCACGCGCUGCUGGAGUCGCCCACGGGGACGGGCAAGACGCUGUGCCUGCUGUGCGCCACGCUGGCAUGGCGCCAGUCGCUGACCACGCAGGCAAGACCUGCCAGCCACCCUGCGGCCGCGGCGGUGGGCGAGGUGCAGGCAAACCAGCACAGCAGCACCCUGGUGCAAGGGCUGCGGGAGGCAUGGGCGGAGCACCGUGCCACAAAGAUGGCGGAGGGUGGGCCGGGCAGCGGGCUUCCACAGAUUGUGUACAGCUCGCGCACCCACUCCCAGCUGCAGCAGGUCAUGCGGGAGCUCAAAUCCUGCAGCUACAAGCCCCGCACCGCCACCGUGGCCUCCCGCCAGCACGGCUGCCUGCACCCUGUGGUCUCCACCAUGCAGGCCGGCGCCAACCAGGCCUGCCGCGCGCUGGUCAGCAAGCGCGCCUGCAAGUGGUACAACGGCGUGGAGAAGUUUGUGCGGCAGAACCCCGAUGCCAACGCCGAGGUGCUUGACAUUGAGGACCUGGGCAGGAUUGGGGAGAGCCGCACCGUCUGCCCCUACUACCUGGCUCGCGAGAUGGCUGCCACCGCCGACAUCGUCUUCAUGCCUUACAACUAUCUGCUGGAUGCCAAGACUCGUACCGGCCUGGGCAUCGCCUGGCAGAGCGCGGUGCUCAUCUUCGACGAGGCGCACAACGUGGAGCAAGUCUGCUCCGACUCGAUGUCGUUCGACCUGCCUGCUGCCGCGCUGGCGUCCGCCAUCGAGGAGCUGGGCACGGCGGCAGAGGUGGCUGCCAACAAGGGCGAUGCCCCCAUCAACGUGUUUAAUGAGCUUGGCGGCCAGGACCGCAACAUCAGCCUGGCCAGCGUGGCCGCAGAGCUGCACCGCGCCCGUGCCGUGCUGUGCCGCCUGGAGCAGGAGGUGGCGGGGCUGGUCAAGCCGGGCUCAGGCGAGGCAGCGUGGCAGCACACGCCGGCUGCGCAGCGGGACGCGGGCCUGACCCGGCCCGGCGCCUUCCUGUUCGAGCUGCUGGGGCGCUGCGGCAUCAACUCCCAGACCUGGCGCGUGCUGCAGCAGUGCCUGGAUACAGCCAUGUCGGUGCUGACGGAAGAGGCGGUGGAGGCGGGGCGCAGGAGCGGCAGCCGCGCCAGCACCUACUGCCUGCACCAGGUGGCAGAGGCGCUACGCCUGGCCUUUGUGGGCACGGCGGCGGGGCCCGAGGAGCCGCCGCCGCCGCUGGCCAGCAGCGGCGGGCAGUGGCCGCCCCCGCAGGCCGUUUUGCAGCAGCUGGCGGCGCCGCAGGUGCCUGCGUCCCACGCCGCCUACCGCGUGCACGUCCACCUGGAGAAGAGCAAGAACGGCCGUGUCACACCCACCCUGUCCUACUGGUGCUUCUCACCAGGCCUGUCCAUGCAGCAGCUCACAGACAUGAAGGUGCGCUCCAUCCUGCUCACCAGCGGCACGCUGUCCCCGCUGGACUCCUUUGCCCACGAGCUGGGCCUGCCCUUCCCCAUCCGCCUGGAGAACCCGCACGUCAUCGCCAAGGAGCAGGCGAGCGGCGUGUGGGUGGGGGUGGUUCCCACCGGCCCCAGCGGCCACGCACUCAACAGCAGCUACCAAAACCGGGAGAAUGCUGCCUACAGGAGCGACCUGGGCCAGGCUCUGGUCAACUUCUGCCGCAUCAUCCCCGACGGCCUGCUCGUCUUCUUCACAUCCUACGCCCAGCUGCAGAGCUGCGUCGCCACCUGGAAGCAGGUGCCCAGCAGCGGAGGCCCCAGCAUUUGGGAGCGCAUCGCCAAGAGCAAGCAGCCCGUGAUUGAGCCCAGGGAGUCUGCAGCCUUCAACGCCGCAGCCCUCGACUUCCGCGCCAAGCUGCUCAACCCGGCCUACAACGGAGCCGCCUUCUUUGCCGUCACGCGAGGCAAGCUCAGCGAGGGGCUGGACUUCAGCGACGCGGCGGGGCGGGCGGUGGUGCUGACGGGUAUCCCAUACGCAAUGAGGCACGACCCCAAGGUGCGGCUGAAGCAGGAGGUUCUGAACGAGGCACGGUCUGCGCCACGGAAGCGCGGCGCGGCGGGCGGCGCCUCGGCCGCCCCCCAGGGCCUCUCUGGAGACCAAUGGUACUCCCAGAAUGCCAUGCGGGCGGUGAACCAGGCGGUGGGGCGCGUGAUCCGCCACGCCCGGGACUAUGGAGCCAUCAUCCUCUGCGACGAGCGCUUCAAGUCCCCGAACGUGCAGCGCCAGCUGUCGUGCUGGCUGCGGGGCCAGGUGGCUGUCUGCCCCACCUAUGGAGCCGCCAACUCAUCGCUGGUGCAGUUCUUCAAGCAGCAGGGGGCGGUGGCACGCAAGGCUCUGGCGGCGGGCGGCGGGCCGGCCGUGGUGUCCGGCAUGGCGCGCUCGGGCCCCGGGCCGUUUAGCGCCGCGGCCGCGGCGCCUGGCGGGCUGACGGGGGCGGGGGACGCCGCGGCGCAUGGCAGCCGGCGCUCGCUGCUGCAGCAGGUGCCAGCAGCCUUUGAUGCGGUCGGCAUGACUGAGUUGUUUGCGCCUGUGGCAGCAGCCGCGGCAGCGGCCGCUGCCGGGGCUCCUCCCCAGGAGCAGCAGCAGCAGGAGCACCACCACCAGCAGCAGCCGGCCAGCUGGCAGCUGCCACCAGCUAGCGGAGGGGGCGGUGCAAGUGGCCAGGGGGCCGGCGGCGGCGCCAACGGCGGCGCUGCAUCACGGUUGAUGUCAGCGCUGGAAGGCGUGGGUGGUAGCAGCAGCGUGCCGGCACGCCAGGUCAGCGGCCCAACCGCAGCAGCUGCCGCAGCCGUUGAUAGCCUGCUGGGCGAGCUUGGAGCCGCAGGCCCCGCCCCGCAGCUAGGCACGGCGCCUGCCGGCAUGGCGCAGCAGCAGGCGGGCGCCCGGCCAGGCAACGACAGCAGCAAACUAUUUGAGCCGCGGCCGUGGGAGCGGGCCGCGCUGGCAGCCUGCGCUCGGCCGUGCCCUCCCAAGCCGCCGGCGGGGACGACCGCAGGCGGCGGCGGCGGCGGCCCGGCCGGGAACGUGGUGGGGCCGGCUCACCUCGUGGCAAAGCAUGCGGAGCGGCAGCGCCAGCGCAGCGCCAGCGCCGAGCCCGAGCAGGCACGCGCUGCUGCGGCAGCAGGCCAGCAGCAGCAGCAGCUGCCGCCGCCGCCGCCGCAGCAGGCCGCUGGCUCGAGUAUGUCGGCGCAGCUGGACCCGUCCGCUGAGGGUGCGCAGCAGGAGCCGCAGCUGCAGCAGGAGCAGGAGCAGCAGCAGCAUGGGGAGCCGCCAGCAGGGGACAAGGUCGCCCAGCGGGCUGCAAUGGUCAGCACGUACAUGGCACAGCUCAAGGCCACGCUGACACAGGAUCAGUUCCGGGCCAUGCGCGGAGAGCUCAGCGCCUACAACAAGAGCAGGGACGUGGGGCGGCUGCUGGCGCAGGCGCUGCCGCUGCUGCAGCCGCACCCGGCCCUGCUGGAUGCCUUUGCCGCCUUCCUGCCCAAGGCUGCACGCCCUGAGCUGCAGCGCCAGCUGCAGCAACUGCAGGUGCCGGCUGCUGCCAGCACAGCAGCACCAGCCUCAACAGCAACAGCUGGGCCGGCUUCGAGGGCAAACGCAGGGAUGGCGGGGGUGGCACCGUUUGGGGCCCAGCGCCAGCAGUCUGCGGUGGGCCUGGCCAGCGGUGCAGCUGUGCAGCAGCAGCAGCAGCAGCAGCAACAGCAGCAGCAGCAGCAGCAGCACACGUUGGUUGGCCAGGGAGGUGCGGUUUUCCGUAUUGCUCAGCCUCAGCCGCAACAGCAGCAGCAGCAGCGGCAGCAUGGCCGGCCAGGGCAGGCACGCCCAGCACCACCAGCCGCGCUCGGAGGUGCUGGGCGCCAGCCGCUUGUGCAGCAGCAGCAGCAGCAGCAGCGGCGGCCGCCGCCUGGGCAGCCGAACAAGCUGCAGCAGCUGCUGUCCGGCGGCGGCGCGCGGCAGCAGCCGGCACCUGCUCGGCCCGGCGCCGCCGCACAGCAGCAGCAGCAGCAGCAGCAGCAGCAGCGCGGCGGCGGUGCCGGCAGCAACAUGCUCAUGCCUCCUCGCGGCAUGCAGCAGGCCAUGCUGGCCGCGGCUGCGCGGCGCUCUGGGGCGGCGGCGGCAGCAGGACCCGUCGCUGGGCAGCAGGCACGGCCUGGAGGCAGCGCCAGGCCUGGCGGCCAGGUUGAGCGGCGCGGGCCGCCGUGCCCUGUGUGCAGCAAAGCCCCGAUGGAUGCUCCGCACGAGGCGGGGUGCGGGCACAGCGCGUGCUAUGCGUGCUGGCUCAAGGCGCUGGCGCAAUUCAAGUGCCCCGUGUGCAGCCGCGGCGUGCGCAAGAACCAGCUCUCCAAGAAGUUCUUCUAG